Molecule: messenger RNA, 2370 nt
Organism: Arctia plantaginis
Lineage: Eukaryota; Metazoa; Arthropoda; Insecta; Lepidoptera; Erebidae
Source: the annotation of a GenBank genome assembly
AUGUGGGUGCUGCUUAUGCUUGCUCUGGCGGCGGCCGCCUCCGCCGACUGUCCGCGACAUUGUGAAUGCAAGUGGCGCAGCGGGAAAGAAUCUGCCCUGUGUGCUCGUGCCGGCCUCACUUCUAUCCCGCCGCGCCUUGAUCCCACAACGCAGUUACUGGACUUAGCCGAGAAUCGUUUACUUACUAUUAGAGACGAUGCCUUUGCCGCUGCAGGUCUCCUUAAUCUUCAACGCCUCUAUGUUCCCUCUUGCAAUGUCCGAACUAUACGGCAAUACGCUUUUCGCGCACUUGUGAAUCUCGUUGAACUAGAUCUCUCCCGCAAUCGUCUCGAAACAAUACCAUCACAUUCGUUUGAUUCAAUCCCAGAGCUUAGAGAACUGCGACUCGGUGGUAAUCCCAUUACGAAAGUUUCGGACGAAUCCUUUAUAGCUCUUCCCCAUCUAGUGAGACUUACACUGAGUGCUUGCAAAAUAGCCGAAAUAGAACCACGAGGAUUCGCAGGACUCGAGUCUUCUUUGGAAUAUUUGGAGCUUAGUAAAAAUCGAUUGCAAGUACUACAUGUGGCAGUUUUAGCGUCGUUACGAUCUUUGAAAGGUUUAGAACUAGCGAGUAAUCCAUGGGAAUGUACUUGCGCACUAAGACCAUUGCGAGAUUGGAUGAUAAGAAAAAAUGUUCCAGCAACUGUCGUACCUGAAUGUGCACUGCCCCCUCGCCUUAUGUCUCAGUCUUGGGAUCGAUUAGAUCUAGAGGAUUUUGCUUGUCGUCCUGAAGUAAGUGCAACCUCGGAUCACUUUAAAGGCACCGAAGGUGAUGAAAUAACCUUAGUAUGUCGAGUGAAUGGAGUUCCGGCACCGAGGGUACGAUGGGUGCGGGCAGGACGUUUACUCGCCAAUACUACUGCAAAUAAUGUCAAUUCUGGUAGAGCUUUUAUGUUACGUAGCGAAGGACAAACAAGUAAUUUGACUAUAAAGUCAGCAGAUUUACAAGACGCAGGAUCUUACACGUGUAACGCUGAGAACCGUGCUGGUAAAGCAGAAGUAGUGUUAAGUUUAGCCAUAGAAAAGAAACCAGAAAAUAAAAGUUUUGGGGGCCGUGCCCUAAUGGCGGGAAUGGCGGUGUCCGCAGUUAUAGUGUUAAGUUCGUGUUUAGUAGGUUUAUGUGUAUACGAGACUCGUAAAAAAAGACAAUUAGAUAGAUGGAAUGAACAGAUAGUGACGUCAAAUCAUCGUGAUGAUAGUUACGAAAAAAUGGAAGCUAAUUUUAAAAAUAAUCCCGAAAUGCAACGGGUUAUAUCUGCUGACAGUGCUCGUAAAAGAGGGGACUAUAGAAACGUGCCAUCACAUGACCCGGAAGAUGAAUUUGAAGGGUAUAUCAGAGGAGAAAUGAGAGAAGACAGGGAAUGCUCGGUUUCACCACCUCAAGAAGCCGGAUGGAGGAGGGUGGACUUCGAAUCGUCAAACACGAGGGGCAGUCUACCUGAACGAGAUUUGCACAUACCGCGGUUCAGCAACUAUAAUUUACGAUCCGAUGCUACGUCAGAUUCAGUACAAAGUUCUAAUUCAACGGGAAUUAUGAGUGCACAUAUAGAAAUACUGUCUGAAAAUAGUCGGUAUAACAAUAAUAGCCGUACUUGUCCACGCACCCGGCCACGUGAGCGGCUAGACAAUGACUUGUCUGGUAGUGACAGUGAGAAGAAUUAUCCAGAUCUCAUUGAAAUGAGCGCUCUUGGUACCUCUUCCUACUUACGGAGUGAACUGAAACAUGACCCUAACUAUUUUUACACAAUACCACGAAAAAAAGACGGAGACAGUCGAAGCCCACUUCUGAAUAGCCGUAGAAAUAGUUCAGGUGCGGACUCAGCAAGUUUCUUGGAUAGGUCAUUUGAAAAGAGUCGGCAGAGAGCUGGAAGACGUUCAAAUAGUUUUUUAGAUCUUUCCACGGGGGGGAACAGAAUACGUCGCAAUCCUAGUUUACCCGCAUCUCCAUCGAGAGAACAGCCAACCGUUCCUUCGGCAACGCCACUUUUAGAUUUGUCGGGACUUCGCGAUUAUUCUCGUACUGGACAACCGUUAGAGGAUUUUGAUUUCCGAGCUUCACAACUCGAAAAAUUUCUUGAUGAGUAUAGAACUUUGAGAGAACAGCUUUCAAGGAUGAAAGAAACUAGAGAAAAUUUACAGCGAAAUCGAGCCGGAGAGAACGAUGAACUUAGGUCAAUUUUAAAACCAAAGCCAAGCAUAGCUGUCACAGAGACGUCUUCUUCGGUAGCUUUAGCAGAUGCUGCAUCCCCAUUGGCUUUAAGCCCUUCGGAGUACAAUAAGGCAUCACAGCCUAGACCAGAGUGGUUGACGUCAUUAUUUUAUCGUAACUAA